AUGGAGGGCGAGGCGCCCGCUGAAGGCGAGCCAGGCCUACUCGACCCUCUGAAGCGGAGAGCUAUAACCCGAAAGCUGCAAUUCUUGAUUUACAAGCAUCGCCCCACAAAUCCGGAAAGAAAAAUAAGCAUCACAAAGAUACAGUGGUAUUUAAUUUUAUGGUGUGUACCUGCAGUAUACAUGUAUGUAGAUCGGAAGGAUGACAACCUUAUCAAGGAUGCACCCUUGAAAGGCCGGCCGACAGUGAUUGUACAACAAGCGCAGCCGAUGGUGACUUGUGCGCUGAUUGGUAUUCAGAUAAAUAUGUUCACGAACCAAGGGGUGUCGUUCGAGGCUGGAGGCUGA
Molecule: messenger RNA, 345 nt
Organism: Puccinia graminis f. sp. tritici CRL 75-36-700-3
Lineage: Eukaryota; Fungi; Basidiomycota; Pucciniomycetes; Pucciniales; Pucciniaceae
Exons: 2
Coding region: 1-345 (114 amino acids)
Source: RefSeq, a predicted model, not a curated record